AGGAAGCCAACAUCACCAUCAGCUGACCUGCUGUAUGUGGGUGUGUAAUAAACAGUAUCGUGACAGUGGAAACUGGUCCGGGUUUUGGCAGUUUUCCCACCAAGUUAUUUAUUUGAAUUACAACACAACGUCAUGUUACGACCUAAAGCUUUGACGCAGGUUCUGAGCCAAGCAAACACAAAUGGAGUCCAAAGCACACUUUUACUGAACAACGAAGGGUCCCUGCUGGCGUACUCUGGCUACGGCGACACUGACGCUCGGGUCACCGCCGCCAUCGCCAGCAACAUCUGGGCGGCGUACGACAAGAACGGCCACCAAGCUUUCAACGAAGACAAACUUAAAUUCAUACUCAUGGACUGCAUGGAGGGAAGGGUGGCCAUCACACGAGUGGCCAACCUGCUUCUGUGUAUGUACGCCAAAGAGACGGUGGGCUUUGGGAUGCUGAAAGCCAAGGCAGAGGCUCUGGUCCAAUACCUGGAAGAACCGCUCACCCAAGUAGCAGCAUCUUAGCAAACACACUCUUGUCGCCAGGCUUUUCUAUCAUGGAACAUUCAUUUAAAUCUAAAGUGCUUGUUUGAUGUCAAAUGUGUAAAAUAAAUGAUUUCUGACUACA
Messenger RNA from Dunckerocampus dactyliophorus (ringed pipefish), 613 nucleotides. RefSeq names its product late endosomal/lysosomal adaptor, MAPK and MTOR activator 2 (gene lamtor2). Gene Ontology annotation, cellular component: Ragulator complex. NCBI's taxonomy places the organism in Eukaryota, Metazoa, Chordata, Actinopteri, Syngnathiformes, Syngnathidae. Gene Ontology annotation, biological process: positive regulation of TOR signaling; cellular response to amino acid stimulus. The coding region runs from base 133 to 510 and encodes 125 amino acids. The record is from RefSeq and is a predicted model, not a curated record. Gene Ontology annotation, molecular function: molecular adaptor activity; guanyl-nucleotide exchange factor activity. The transcript has 4 exons.